Molecule: messenger RNA, 1989 nt
Organism: Gossypium arboreum
Lineage: Eukaryota; Viridiplantae; Streptophyta; Magnoliopsida; Malvales; Malvaceae
Product: glycosyltransferase BC10
Exons: 2
Coding region: 584-1768 (394 amino acids)
Cellular component (GO): membrane
Molecular function (GO): glycosyltransferase activity
Source: RefSeq, a predicted model, not a curated record
AUGAUGUUCCUUCAUUUUCGGAAACUAUUUUCCUGGGAUUCUUGGGCUGAUCGACCAGGACAAAUCCAUUAACGAUGUUUUAUGGACAUUAGUGGACACGACCACUUAAUGUUCAUACAACAAUGUUCUGUUUGGCCUUUUACUCGUCAAUCUCAUAGUCUUUCCCUUUCAAACUAAAUGAAAAUUAUACGGCAUUGUCGAUAAUGAAAAUUAAUAUAUUUUAAUUGGAUUUGGGCUAAUUAAUAGCCCAAAUUACUUUCAAUCAACACCAGAAAAUCAAAAUCAGAAGCGAAAAAAAAAAAAGGAAAACCAUCGUUUUCAUCUCCCUCAUUACUGGUCUUAACAAGGAAUCAUCCUUUUCAAGAAUUUUGAAUUUUUUUUUGAUGUUGAAAAUGAUGUGCUUUUGGAUCUAAGUUGAUUUGAUUCAUUGUUUGCUUGUGAUUGUAUUUGGGUUUUUAUCGAAUUGGUCGUGAUCUCUUUUUUUUUUUUUCUGAAAAUUUUGAUUUGGUUGGUUGAAGAAAAAAAAAAAGGUGGGGGGGAUCCAAUCUGUUUGUGAAAAUUCCUGUGUGAAAAAUCGAAAACCAUGGCGAGAGGUAGAGGAGAUAAAGAAGAUGCUGAGAAGUACACUGGUUUGCUUAAACUAGUUCAAGUUCUGUCAUUUUUGGUUGUCUUCGUCGCUGGAAUCAUCAUCGGAUUAGCCACCAGUGCUCAUAUAAAUACUUAUUUCUCUUCUCAAGCACAGCUUUUUUCAACUUCGACGGUCACUUCAUUUCAAGUAUCGAGCAACAAAGCCAACUGCAAUCAAACUCAAGCCCCAUGCCCAGAGAUUGAUUACCUUUCAAUGGAUGCUUUUAUUCAUCCAAUGAAUUUAACACAUAAAUUAUCAGAUGAUGAGUUGUUUUGGAGAGCUUCAAUGAUGCCUUAUAAAAAAGAAUACCCAUUUCCAAGGGUACCAAAGGUGGCUUUCAUGUUCCUUACUAGAGGUCCUUUGCCUUUCAUGCCAUUAUGGGAGAGGUUCUUUAAAGACCAUGAAAUUUUUUUCUCUAUUUAUCUACAUACACCUCCUGAUUAUUACCUUAAUGUCUCUACUAGCUCUCCUUUCUAUGGAAGACAGAUCCCUAGUCAGCGUGUGGAAUGGGGGUCCUUUCUACUUGCCGAUGCAGAGAGGCGGUUACUAGCCAAUGCACUGCUCGACUUCUCAAACGAGCGAUUUAUUCUUCUUUCCGAGAGCUGCAUCCCAGUCUAUAACUUCCCAACUGUCUACAAGUAUCUCAUUGGUUCUACCUACAGUUUCGUUGAAUCAUACGAUGAUCCAACCCGCUAUGGUCGUGGUCGGUACAACCGUAAGAUGCUUCCUCACAUUAAGCUCUAUCAAUGGCGAAAAGGAUCCCAAUGGUUCGAGAUGCAACGUUCAGUUGCAACAUACAUUGUCUCAGACGCCAAGUACUACAACCUUUUCAAGAAGUAUUGUAAGCCUGCAUGCUAUCCUGAUGAGCAUUACAUUCCAACUUACCUGAACAUGUUCCACGGAUCAUUGAAUGCAAAUCGGACCAUAACCUGGGUCGAUUGGUCAAUGGGAGGCCCUCAUCCAGCAAAAUAUGAGGGAGUUAAUGUCACAGAAGGUUUUAUACAAUCCAUAAGGAAUAACGGAACGCUUUGUUCGUAUAACGAUGAGCUAACAUCGGUAUGUUAUCUCUUUGCUCGAAAAUUUGCUCCGAGUGCAUUGGAGCCUUUGCUCAACCUCAGCUCGACUGUGAUGAACUUUUGAGAGAUUAAAUCAGGCAAUGGUUGAAAUUCCUUUCCUCCCCAUUGAGUAAUCAUUUAAUUUUUUGGGGGAAGUUUCCAGAUUUUUACAGGCUCCUACCAUUGUUAUCCAAUUUUUUAUCUCUAACUUUGGUUCUUAUGUACAGAUAGGUUCAGGACAAAAUUGCUUUGUUGCAAAAAUUUUGAAGGAUAAUAGAUGAGUUGUAUCUUUUGGUUUUGCACAAA